AAAAAUGUCAACAUAUUCAUAUGAAUAUAGAACUACAGGAGGAGGUGACAAGCACAUACCACGUAUCGGAAAUAAAACAACAUCUUGGCAUUCAUCCACAUAUCGUAGUCCAAGUGCCGGACCUCCUGCAGAUCGUAUUGUAACAGAGCGUGAGUAUAGCUGGUCAAGUAAACCAGCUAUAGACAGCUAUACCUUCACUAAAGGCCCAUAUAUUCGAGUAGAACAAAAACAUCAAGGUCCAGAUUAUCGAGCACAUUUAGAGCCAAGACCAGCAUUACCUGGACGCCAUCAUUACACUAAAUCUACCAACAUCCAAAGAAAAUAUAUUGGUGGAAGACCAACGCUUCAUUAUUGA
Meloidogyne enterolobii is the source of this 355-nucleotide messenger RNA. The record is from the annotation of a GenBank genome assembly. NCBI's taxonomy places the organism in Eukaryota, Metazoa, Nematoda, Chromadorea, Rhabditida, Meloidogynidae.